Molecule: messenger RNA, 1263 nt
Organism: Tachysurus vachellii
Lineage: Eukaryota; Metazoa; Chordata; Actinopteri; Siluriformes; Bagridae
Gene: dnajc8
Product: DnaJ (Hsp40) homolog, subfamily C, member 8
Exons: 9
Coding region: 46-801 (251 amino acids)
Cellular component (GO): nucleus
Source: RefSeq, a predicted model, not a curated record
UUCCGCUUUUACGACGUCACAUCCGCAAGGAGGUCUAGAUCCAAAAUGGCUGCUGCAGCAGGCGCCUCCGGUGCUCAGGGUAGCACCAGGGAUGAAGCGUUUCAGACGUUUUAUACAGAGGUGAAGCAAAUUGAAAAGCGAGACUCAGUACUGACAUCCAAACAGCAGAUAGAUCGAUUGUUGCGACCCGGUGCGACGUAUUUCAACCUGAACCCGUUUGAGGUUCUACAGAUUGACCCAGAGGCCACAGAUGAGGAGCUGAAGAAGAGGUUUCGCCAGUUGUCCAUUUUGGUCCAUCCGGAUAAAAACCAGGAUGAUCCCGACCGAGCACAGCAGGCCUUCGAAGCGGUCGACAAGGCGUACAAGCUGUUAUUGGAACCCGAGCAGAAGAAAAGGGCCGUGGACGUGAUUCAUGCAGGAAAAGAAUACGUCGAGCAUGAAAUGAUUCAGAAGAGGAAGCAGCUGAAGAAAGAGGGCAAGCCCAUCGUGAUCGAGGAGGACGACCCAGAAAUGUUCCGGCAGGCUGUGUAUAAACAGACCAUGAAGCUGUUCGCUGAACUGGAAAUCAAGAGGAAGGAGAGAGAAGCUAAGGAAAUGCAUGAGAGAAAAAGACAAAGAGAAGAGGAGAUUGAAACACAGGAGAAGGCUAAGAGAGAGAAAGAGUGGCAGAAGAACUUUGAGGACUCCAGGGAUGGGCGUGUGGACAGCUGGAGAACCUUCCAAGCCAAAGGUAAAAGCAAGGAGAAGAAGAACAGAACGUUCCUGAAGCCUCCCAAGGUCAAAAUGGAGCAAAGAGAUUAAUAAUCAUGUGAAGAAAGAAAGGAAACGAAAAGAAAAAACAGAGACAUGGAAGUCCAACCAUCUACACCUUCUCUUCUGGGUUUCCCCUUCAGGGUGUGUGUGUGUAGGAAUGUGUGUGUGUGUGUGUAGGAAUGUGACUCUCAGCGCUGUGGAACAACACCUUUAUCUCCCACAUCCCCGUGUAGUCUUUCUCCCCAUCUGCUAAGGGGAAAAGUCGUCCUGUGGCUGGAUGGACGCUUGUCACUAUUUAAAUACUGUUUGUUGCAGCAAAUUGAUCUGUCAUCAAAGUAGUUUCUACAAGAGCAAAAAAGAUUUUUUUUUUGCCCCCUUUUUUUUUUAAAUCAUUUGUACAUAUUUGUGGGUUUAAUGUUAAUUGUUCACAAGAAAAAAUGCUUUCUUUUUGUUCUUUUAUUACCCCGUCUCCCAGAAUAAAACUUGUUUGUAUCCUACAUUAAAAUUUAA